GAUAAUCCGCACAGAAUCGGAUUCACCACCCAUUCUCCGAUUGAAAUUUGCUUUGGUUUUUCAAUCUCCGGCCACCGGCAUGACGAUAUCAGAGGACGAGGACGAGAGUUUGGCUCAAUUCCUUGAAACGGAGGUGCUCUCCGAGGUCUCCGAUCAGGAGGAGGAGGAGGAGGAAGAUUUGAUGAUAAAGGAGCCCAACCCUAAGAGAAUGCAUAUGACCGAGGAUAAGGCAGAGAAUCAGAAAAGCAAAGAAGAAGAUAAAGCAAGCUGCUCUUCAUCUUCUUCGACCGCCAUUGUCAGUAACAACCAGCUCAUGAGAAUUGACACUGGGAUUUUGAGCAAAAUCCCACCCGAGCUGUUCCGUCACAUCCUCAAGUUCCUAUCUUCUGAGGAUCUCAUUGCUUGUUCACUCGUCUGUAGAUUUCUGAAUCAUGCAGCUUCUGAUGAAUCCUUGUGGCAACGCUUGUAUCGUAUGCGAUGGGGUCUUUUGCCCCCUACCAGAAAGCUACGCGAAUGUCCUUGGAAAAAGCUUUACAUUGAGCGUGAUGAAGAGGACAUGGUGGAUCUUGGUAGAAAUUGCCCGGUUGAGUUCAAGGAGUACUAUGUCCAAAUGCAAGCUGCCAAAAGAAGCCAAGCACCUCUUCCUUCACAGGCGAAAGAUGAUGGGUUAAUUCUUGACAAGACAGUAGCUGAUCAAGUGUCCAUCUGGAAAAGAAGUAAAGGCCUGACUGAUAAGGUGGUAACUGAUCAUACUUGUUCCGGUGAAAAGUGUACUUACUACCAAGUUGGAGAUGUGUUUGUUUGCGAGAAGACUGGGCAGGUUCAUGUAUGUGAUGAGUUUUGCAGAGAAGCUGUUAUGGAUCCCGCUAAUAUGCUUUGGGUCUGUAGAAUAUCUGGUCAUUGCUUUGAUAAUGUACUGUCACCACAAGAAGUGGAGUCAGAUGCAGAACAGCAACAGGAAGAUCCGACAGAUGAGCCAGAACCAUUCAUGGGAUCCGGCCGCUUUGCGCGAGCUUAUUUGCUGGGAUAUAACUGUGCGGAUGAGAAAGAGCUAGAAGCUACUUGGAGGUUUUUGUGAACAGAUCAAGGUCUCCCAUCUUGGUGAUGUUUGGCGUAUCUAGAACAAAUGCCGUGUGUACUAUUUAUAUUACUUAUCUUAAGUUGAUCCCCAGAGCUCUGUGUAUGCUUAAAAUGACCUCUUAGAGUAGAUUUUUUUCCUCUUCUUUUCCUGGAAUCGACUCUUUAUAGUAGAUGAGGGGAGUGUACUAUUAUUGUUGUUGUUAAAAUAUUAGAGUGUACUGCUCUUGCUGGUUCUUAGCAUUUUAUUUUAUUUUAUUAUUAUUA
Messenger RNA from Rosa rugosa (rugosa rose), 1344 nucleotides. Its product is annotated as F-box protein SKIP31. NCBI's taxonomy places the organism in Eukaryota, Viridiplantae, Streptophyta, Magnoliopsida, Rosales, Rosaceae. The coding region runs from base 80 to 1078 and encodes 332 amino acids. The transcript has 8 exons. Gene Ontology annotation, molecular function: protein binding. The record is from RefSeq and is a predicted model, not a curated record.